Molecule: messenger RNA, 1926 nt
Organism: Aaosphaeria arxii CBS 175.79
Lineage: Eukaryota; Fungi; Ascomycota; Dothideomycetes; Pleosporales
Exons: 4
Coding region: 182-1765 (527 amino acids)
Biological process (GO): ribosomal large subunit biogenesis; translation
Cellular component (GO): ribosome; cytosolic large ribosomal subunit
Molecular function (GO): RNA binding; structural constituent of ribosome
Source: RefSeq, a predicted model, not a curated record
CUCAAUUACAACCUGGCCAGAGUCACCUCUCAUGUGAGAAUAAUCUGUACAUGGUGUGCCCCAAAUCGGCUUGACCAACUCGUACGAGAACUUCUUUAGCGCUAUGCCUAUGAAGUAACUCCAGCUCUUGAGUGUUGCUGCCUGCCCACUCCCAGCCACAUUGGCUACGCAAUCCCGCGCCAUGCAAGGCUCCCAACAACCUAUAACGGACCUCACUCCUUUACGAAGCAGAGGUAAGAAGGGAAAUCGAAGAAUUGUCAAAUCCUCCGCAUCUCAAGUCUCUGCACCACAAAACCCAUCAAAAUCCAAAUUAUCAAGAGCCAAGCCGAGAAAGGCAACAAUAGCCGCGAUGCCAACUCUCCAAGGCCUACCGCAGGAACUCCUCGAAAUGAUCUUCUUGUACUCCAUGAACAUAUCCCUUCCGCGAGCCUCACCAGAUCUCGGACGUAGACUCUCCUCGAAGGCGGUCUGCUUAGAGUACUGCAUGCGAACUUUCUUCGCGACGGUCGAUCACAGGAACAACCACCGGACGCGGAAAAAGACGUCAGAUCCCGUCGUACAGUCAGAUGUACUCACGUGUCAAUUUUACACCUGGCCGUUCUUUUUGAGUUAUGUGGAAAAGGCACAUGAUGCCAUUGUCAAGCUUCGGGGCAAGGCAUGGGCUUCGACCGGCGUGACUGUCCCUGGGCAAGACGAGUUUGAGGGCCUAUGGCCUUAUAGAUUUUCAAAAAUCACGUAUCUCAGCUUUGCAGAGGGGUUCUAUGUGCCAGAGAAGCUCUUACAUGGACCAUGGACGGAGGAAAAGGUGUCAUUGCUCUAUAUUUUGGUCUCAUUGAACGGCAAAUUGGAUUGGGAGGGCAGUAUUGCAGGAGAGACGGCGAAGGAAGGAUUGAAAGAGGCGAUCGAAGAAGGCAAUGAGCGUGCUGUGGCAGCGCUAUCGGUGCUGCUGGGAGUGAGCAAAGCCCUGACGACUGGCAUGUUGCGCCUCGCAGUCAUCGAUUGCGGAUGCGAGAUUCGUAUUUUGAGGCACCUGUUAUUCAACGCGCAGAUCCUGGCUGACGAGGUACCUGACGACACUCUCAAUUUUCACGAUGCGGAGCUCUGGAAGUGGAUUGAUCGCGAGAGAAGCGAUAAGAGCGAGUGGCUGAAGGAGAUGCUACGCAACGCGGAUAAGUUCUCGUUCAAUUUCUACUGUGACGAGACGAGUUGGCAGCAUAUUGUCCCUUUCCCAUACAGUGGGCCGAGGUUUGACCCGAGAGCAAAUUUGGGCAAUAGCAUGGCUGGGGAAAUGCUCAAGAUGCUAUACCGCAACCAUGCACAAAUUGUCGAAAUGGGUGACGCCGAUAUCACAACGAGCCAGUGGAGGCUGGUCGAGGUCGGCCGUGUCGUGACUUUCGGCAACGGUCCCUACGAGGGACGUCAGGCCGUCAUCGUCGAGAUCGUGGACCACAAGCGUGUUCUCGUUGAUGGACCCUCCAAGGAUGCGCCCGUCCCCCGUCACUCCGCCAGCCUUACCGAUGUUUCCCUUACCUCAAUCGUCAUCCCCAAGCUUCCUCGCGCCGCUGGACGAGGAUUCGUCGCCAAGCAAUGGGAGCAGAAGAAGGUUGAGGAGCAAUACGCGCAGACCACCUGGGCAAAGAAGCGUGCCCAGUUCCAGAAGAGGAGGCAACUCACCGACUUCGAGAGGUUCAAGGUCUUGAAGUUGAGGAAGCAGACUCGCUAUGAGGUCCGCAAGACUCUCGCUGGUAUUCGCGCAAAGGCAUAGACGACCCUUUUUGGUUGGGUCGGGUUACGAAGCAAUCGAGACUGGCGCCGGAAGUGGAAGGACAUUUGCAUUUCACGAGCAUUCCGAAUGGAUCUCCUAGCAUCUUAAAAUUCGAUUCCUCUGUUCAGGGUGAAUUUUCUGUGGGAACGGUGCAAUUCGGG